GCGAGCUCCUGAUCGAUGAGCUGACCAAAGGUCACAAACUGGCCUGCCAGCUUGUGGCUCUGUUGUCCGAACAAAAGACUUCUUCGAAUAAUGAGCGGAUUUGCAUCGUCCAAGAAAUUAUGGUGAGCUUUCACAGCGCACUCAAAGCUCUGCAGGACUCUGGCGUCAAAUCACAGAAGCACAAACGAAACGAAAAUCCUCUCCAAAUAGGCAGGAUCCAAUCAGCGCACGCUCCUGGAGGCCAGAAAACAAGAUCUCUCCCUUAUUCAUACACACUGACCAAAUCAAAAAGUCUUAAUGAUGGUCAUUCAUGGAGGAAGUACGGGCAGAAGAAAAUAUUCAAUGCUAAAUUCCCAAGGAGCUAUUUUAGAUGCCCACACAAAUAUGAUCAAGGAUGCAAGGCAACAAGACAGGUUCAACAGUCCGAGCAAGACCCUUCAAGGUUCACAGUCACCUAUUUUGGCCAGCACACAUGUAGAGAUCCUUUCGAGGUGGCAUCAUCUUGCAUUGAAGAAGAUCCUUGUACCAUCAACUUUGCUUCCCCUUCGGAGUUUGAUGCAAACUUCGAACAACCUCAGCUCUCAACUUUGAAGCAAGGGGACUCGUGUGAGGAUGUUGUUGGCAACACUGCGACCCCCGGAAGCUCAUUAUCUAAUUGUUUUAAGUUCCCGGAAUUUGGCUUGAGUGAGAUGCUCAGUCUUUUAGCGUGACGCGGUGCUGGAAAAGAUGUGAAAUGACAAAAAAAAAAUUUAUGCUUAGGUAGUUUGGAGUUUGAUGUACGCCAUGGUUUAUGUUCGACAUGUUAGGUCCAUUUUUUGCGAAACCGAACCGAGCGGAAUAGCCAAUAAAAUGCGCACAUUUCAAGU
Asparagus officinalis (garden asparagus) is the source of this 866-nucleotide messenger RNA. Its product is annotated as probable WRKY transcription factor 70. The record is from RefSeq and is a predicted model, not a curated record. Gene Ontology annotation, molecular function: sequence-specific DNA binding; DNA-binding transcription factor activity. The coding region runs from base 120 to 710 and encodes 196 amino acids. The transcript has 3 exons. Gene Ontology annotation, biological process: regulation of DNA-templated transcription. Lineage: Eukaryota; Viridiplantae; Streptophyta; Magnoliopsida; Asparagales; Asparagaceae.